Molecule: messenger RNA, 737 nt
Organism: Ipomoea nil (Japanese morning glory)
Lineage: Eukaryota; Viridiplantae; Streptophyta; Magnoliopsida; Solanales; Convolvulaceae
Product: desiccation protectant protein Lea14 homolog
Exons: 2
Coding region: 110-586 (158 amino acids)
Biological process (GO): response to desiccation
Cellular component (GO): cytosol
Source: RefSeq, a predicted model, not a curated record
CAAGUCCCCUCCCUGUGUUUGUGACACUGCAUGACAUACAUAAUACAUUAGCGUACGUGCAUAAAGAGACAAAAUACAGAUCUUCUAGUUUCAGUUUCGAGCUUGAGAAAUGGAUCUGGUGGACAAGGCUAAGAAUUUCGUGGGAGAAAAGCUGGCGGAGAUGGAGAAACCGGAAGCCAGCAUCGCCGACGUUGAUAUCAAAGGUGUUGGAUUCGACGGUUUUUCCUUUCUAGCUAAGGUCGACGUCAAGAACCCUUACUCUGUUUCCAUUCCCAUCUGCGAGAUCAAAUACGAGCUCAAGAGCGCCGGCAGGGUGAUAGCUUCAGGCACGAUUCCAGACCCAGGGUCAAUUACGGGAAAGGAAACAACCACCCUUGAUGUGGCAGUGAAGGUGCCACACAGUGUGGUGGUGAGUUUGGCGAGGGACAUUGGUGGAGAUUGGGACAUUGACUAUCAACUUGAUUUGGGUCUAAUCAUUGAUCUUCCUGUCGUUGGAAACUUUACCAUCCCACUGUCUCAGUCGGGUGAGAUCAAGCUCCCAACCUUUUCUGAUUUCUGGAAGAAAUCAGAACCAGAAGCUGCCUAACAGACAUGAUCAUUAACAGUGGUGUUAUAUGUAGUCAUAGGAUGAUGAUGAAUAAUGUAGUCUUACAAUAAGUUGCUUUCUGCACUAUGUAGUAUGUACCUUGUUUCAUUUCAUCAAAUCAAAGACCUUUUUACUGUUAAUUGUGUCUUCA